AAUCACUGCAUCCUCCUCCACGAGAGCAGACACGGAGGAAUGUAGUUUUACAGCUGGGGAAAUUGUUAUUCAGAAGGAAGCUUUUAUUCCAAAGACAUCUUUCGUAUUCGUGUUUCUGCCUCUCUUAAUAACAAGGUUGGAAGAUAUCUAUGGAAAUCACAUUGAUUCAGAGUUUCAAAACUAAGUCAAGUGUAAUGAGUUUAUUGUAGGAGUAACUAUGGGAGUUUAUAUCCCGGAAUCUAAUACAAGCUCCAACUUCACUCCCGGCAGCGACUCGGCCAAUGUCCACGAAGCUGGAGCGACUCUCCCGGGCUAUAUGAAGGUGAUCCUGGCCGUGCUUAUGAUAACUCUGGUAGUCGUGGUUGUGGCUGGUAACGCACUUGUUAUCCUGGCUUUCAUUGUUGACAAGAGCCUAAGAAAUCAAAGCAACUACUUCUUCCUCAACCUUGCUCUUUCAGAUUUUCUUGUUGGUGCCUUCUGCAUCCCUGUAUACAUCCCCUACAUCCUGACAGGCCGCUGGGUGCUGGGCAGAACUCUCUGUAAGCUGUGGCUCCUCAUGGACUACCUGCUGUGUACUGCCUCUGUCUUCAACAUCGUCCUCAUCAGCUACGACCGAUUCCUCUCCGUCACCAGAGCAGUGAAAUACAGAGCCCAGCGGAGCAUGACCCACCAUGCUGUGGUAAAGAUAGUGACUGUGUGGGUGUUAGCCUUCCUUCUCUAUGGCCCUGCUAUCAUCUUCUGGGAGCUGGUCGUGGGAAAAAGCAUCGUCCUUGCCGAUCAGUGUUUCGCUGAGUUCUACUGCACCUGGUACUUCCUACUCAGUGCGUCUACGAUUGAGUUCUUCACCCCAUUUAUCUCUGUGGCCUUCUUCAACCUGAGCAUCUACCUGAACAUCCAGCGGAGGAACAAGAGCAGGGCUAUCCGUAAGGAAGACACCAAGGCACGCAGUGACAGGGGCAGUCUCAGGGACGGGGGUGCUGCCUUGACUGUGUUUUUGACUUGCAAGGCAUCAUCGAGCAAGCCAGCUGCUGUUUCAGCUGUGAUAGAGAAGGACGAGGAGCUGUCGCCGUCCUCCAAUGGGGAGCCUUGUAGCGGACACACCUUCAUGCAGAGCAAGAAGUGCCUCACUUGCAGGAUCACUUCCAGGCCCCUUCAAUCCCAGUCCCCCACCGGGCCCCCCAGCAGGAGCUCACAGGGCUCCCGCCUCUCCCGCGACAAGAAGAUUGCCAAGUCGCUGGCCAUUAUAGUGUGCAUUUUUGGGAUCUGCUGGGCACCAUACACCCUAUUGAUGAUAAUCCGGGCAGCUUGUAGUGGGCGAUGUGUGGAGCAGUACUGGUACGAGAUUACUUUUUGGCUCUUGUGGCUGAACUCUGGUAUUAACCCUUUCCUGUACCCUCUCUGCCACAGCAGCUUCCGAAGGGCUUUUGCUAAGAUAUUGUGCCCCAACCGGCAGUCUGUCCAACCUCACAUUGAGACCCAGUCUUGCUAGUAAGACAUUGCAUAGCUGGAUGAGAGUCAUACUGGAGUGAGAAGACUACUGCAAAUGGAUGUGGAUUGUCAAACAAAAGUUCAGUCAUGAAUAGGACUAAGAAACCCUUUUUUAGUUGCUCACUAUAAAAGGGUAUAAAACAUUAUGAAAAAAGUGAUUACUGAUAACCCUAUGUUUUGUUUGAGAUACAUCAAAUCCUUCUUUCCUACUUUUUCCACUUCACUUCAGGCUUCUUUUCAUUGAAAAGUUUCAAGUUCUUACUUAGAAAAGCCUUCUUCCACUAGAAUGAAAGAUAUGCAUCUUCUAGUGAUCUAUUGAGAGGACAAGCACCUGUCAGUCACAAAGUGAGUGAUGACAGGGCAACUGCUGGUUUGUCAGUCUGCCGUCUAUCCCACCUCUCAAUACCUGUGUUAAUUUUGUGUGCUGUGGUUAUCACGGAGGAGGGAGAGCAUGAUGCUUCUUUAUCUCCUGUGAGCGAAUUUACACGUCCCAUGUAAUUUAAGUGGUAAUGAUGAGUUUAAAUCCACUUAAUCAUUGUUUUGUGUUUAUUUAUUUUCUUUUGCGUGUUUCAACUUUCAUAUAUCCAGACAUGGAGUCUAUUUAGGCUAUUUACUGUGCUUUGAUUGACGACCGAACAACAAGUGUUGACUAGUUUAUAAAGCUGUCGAACUGACUGAAUAAAGUCAAUCUCCAAUAUUCCUUUGCUAUUCAUAAAUCAUACAAUGUAGUUAUAAGUCCAUUGUAUUGCACCAAGACAAAUUAAAACAAAGAUCUUGUUUGUAUUUUUGGAAGGUGGCCCAUGUAUUCCCCCUUCACACAGGUGGUGACCCUUGUGACCUAAAUAAUUAUUGUCCUAGUUAUAAACUUUCUUGCCUAGAUAAAAUAUUAGAAUCUUUGAUAAAUUCUCAACUAAGAUCUUUCUUAUCUUUGAAAUGUAUUCUAAAUCAGUUGGGUUUUAGACCAGGUCAUAGCACAAUCUCUACUGCAUACCUAGUUCUAGUUAUAAAUGAUGUGGUUAACUGCAUGGAUAAAAGGCAACAUUGUGCUGCCCUCUUCAUUGACCUGCCAAAGGCUUUUCAUACUGUUGAUCACUCACUGCUAAUUCAUGGCUUUCCUCAAUUGGCCAAGACCGGGCUGCAUGUAACUGGUUAAGAUAUUAUUUGACAGAUAGAACUCAAUGUGUAUUUACUGAUGGUGUUAAAUCAGGUUUCCUGGAAAUUACGAAAGGUGUCCCGCAGGGGUCGAUUCUGGGUCCUGUAAAUUUUACUGUUUACAUUAACAAUAUCUAAUUGUCUGUAAAAAAUUCAGAUGAUACUGUUGGGUAUGCUAUUGCCACCACGUUUGAGCAGGCUCUAUCUGAACUACAGUCUGCAUUCAUUGUAUUACAGAAAAACUUUAUUGACAUGAAAUGAGUAUUGAAUGCAGGGUAAAACUAAGUAUGUGUUGUUCUCUAGAGAGCAUAAAAAUAACUCUGAUGAUUUAAGCAUAUGUACUUUGGAUAGUGUCCAUAUUGGUUGUGUCCCUGCUUACAAAUAUCUGGGCAUCUGGAUAGAUGAAAAGCUGUCUUUUAAAAAGCAUAUUGGUGAGUUAGUUAAGAAACUGAGAAUGAAAAUUGGCUUCUUCUAUAGAAAUAGAUCCUGCCUCUCACUCAAUAGUAGAGAGCAGAUUAUGCAGUCGACGUUCCUAUCGGUCCUACUGUAGACUAUGGCGACGUCAUCUAUAUGAACACAUCUGCCACUUCCUUAAAGCCGUUAGAGGCAGUUUAUCGUGCACUUCGCUUUAUUACCGUUGACAAUUUUAGUUCUCAUUACUGUAUUCGCUACCAGAAAGCUGGUUGGCCCUCUUUGAUGUCACGUAGGUUGAUACAUUGCUAUCUUUUCAUUUAUAAAGUACUUUUACAAAAAGUCCCACUGUACCUAACAUCUUUACUAAACUUUAGACAUACACGUUACCACACCUGGUCUCAGGGAUGGUUAACUCUGGAAAUUCCUUUGGUCUCUACUGAGUUAGAUAAAUCAGCUUUUAGUUUUCUUGCACCUUAUUUGUGGAACAAUCUUCAAAAAUGUUCUUAAAUUUGAUGUUUUGGUGCCUCUAAGGCAAUUCAGAAAGCUGAUUGAGGACCUUAUUAUUGAUGAAUGUGUUGGUUUUUUAUGACCGUGUUUUUCUUUCUGCUGCUUUGUAUUUAUAUUGAUGUGUGUAUUUUCUGUCAUUUCUGUAAUUCAGGCUUGUCUGUAAAAGAGACCAUGGUCUCAGUAUGACACCCUGAUAAAGGUUAAAUAUAAAAUAAUACAUGUGUAGGUUUCGAAGCCCAUGUCCAAGACUUGCCAGUGACUGGUAAAGUGACUUGUCAGUGUAACCUAGUGUUAUUAAAGAUGUUGAUAUAGGCCGACUGAUUUGAUUAAUUAAAGUGCCGAAAAUGGAGUAGUAAACUGCUGUUUUCUGUGUAGCAAAGCCCAUGUUUAACACCUGCUUCAUUCUUCAAGCAUACCUGUAUUCAUUGUCGCCUGUCUUUGUAUAAAAUUGGGGGUGCACAAUCUGAUGGGGGGUCUGAGGGUCCUCCCCCUGAAAAUGUUUUGCAGUUUUAAAACCAUUUUCCUCCAAUUCUAUAUUGUUUCUCAACAGGGAAUCAAUGUUUUCUUGUUAGAACACAAACAUUUUCUUCGAUUUUUGCCACAAUAAACUAAAGAAAGAGUAGACUAGAUUUGUAUUUUUCUGACUAGAUCACUAAUCUAAAGCCUUCCCUUUAAAGUCAGGUAUGAAACCCAACCAACUCUGUGACUCACAAACAUCCUGCCUAACUCUCCUGACAGUCCCACCCACAGUUAUUGAUUGACAGGCCAAACUGUUAAAGGGAUAGUUCACCCAAAUCACAAAAUGAAACAUCGAUUUCCUUAACCUUUGCAUCCACAGCCACAGAGCCAAUAAAAUACAUAAUUUGAAGAACAAACAUAAUUGUGGAAAUUCAUAUCUUGCAGUAAAACUGUAAAUAUGAAUUUCAUCUCAAGAGAAGACAGUUUUAAUGUUAAAAAAUAUAAUUGUCCUGAUCAUAUAAGCCUAGGCCAAGACAAUAUCAAAAACAACUAACAACACACUGAAUUCAUACAUACAUUAAGGUCUUUCUAAUCUACUCAAUACCAUAACUAAUUUGACCAAUCUGGGAGGUAAAGUUGUUAAAGUAUUCAAUUAUUUAGCUGUGUAUUUCAGAUGGAAUCAAGGCAUUAGAAUGUACCAGAGGCCACCAAAAUAGAGCUAAUUCUGCUAUUUUCUUCCCCUGUUUGACUGGCCUCUUUUACUUGUCUGGCAACUCCAUGGACUUAGGGAAAACACUGCUAUCUAUGUGCCAUGUCUGAAACUUUGACUUUUUGUAGGGUAAGAACCAAAUGCUUGUAUUUAUAUAUCAAAGUGAAUUAAUGUAAUCUACGUCUACUUGUUGUAGAUAUAUUUUUUUAGUUUGAGUUUGAGUUUUGUUGCUACUCAUAAGGAUUUUGGUAUGAAUAGCAGAGGUGCAGAUGUUCCUAGGGCUGGCAGGGAAUCUCAACUCUUACUAGUGCUUUAUGUCUGACAAUUAUAGAUCUGAAUGGUUCUGGUGUACUUGUAAAUGUUCUAUGUAGGAAAAGAUGUUCACUGUUAUUUUCAGUGAAAUGUGAAAGAAUAGUAGAUAGUGUAAUACCGAAUCAGGUAUUCCUUGGUGUGAUUUCUACAUCUACAGCAAUUUGUUUGCAACCUAUAAAACAUGUGUGAUUAUUUACAUACCUACUUGGACACACCUACUCAUUCCAGGUUUUUUCUUUAUUUUUAGAAUAAUA
Oncorhynchus mykiss (rainbow trout) is the source of this 5295-nucleotide messenger RNA. RefSeq names its product histamine H3 receptor. Gene Ontology annotation, biological process: chemical synaptic transmission; adenylate cyclase-inhibiting G protein-coupled acetylcholine receptor signaling pathway; G protein-coupled receptor signaling pathway, coupled to cyclic nucleotide second messenger. The record is from RefSeq and is a predicted model, not a curated record. Gene Ontology annotation, cellular component: plasma membrane; synapse; dendrite. Gene Ontology annotation, molecular function: G protein-coupled acetylcholine receptor activity; histamine receptor activity; G protein-coupled serotonin receptor activity. Lineage: Eukaryota; Metazoa; Chordata; Actinopteri; Salmoniformes; Salmonidae.